Procambarus clarkii (red swamp crayfish) is the source of this 1494-nucleotide messenger RNA. The record is from RefSeq and is a predicted model, not a curated record. Lineage: Eukaryota; Metazoa; Arthropoda; Malacostraca; Decapoda; Cambaridae.
UCGCUGACGGAGACGUGGAACACACACACUGGUGAAGUGACCGCUCGCCCACACGCUCCUCACACCACUGCCACAGCUGGUGGUGGUGAUGGUGGUAGUGGUGGUAGUGGUGGUGGUAGUGGUGUUGGUGGGGUGAAUAAUGAGGUGGCCAGCAGUCUAUCCGUAGCAACCUUUGCAAUACUUGCAAUGUUAUAUUAAGUGGCCUUUGGUAAACAUGACACGUUGCAGAGCAAAGGUGAGCACGUUGCAGAGCAAAGGUGAGAACUUACCUGCCAAGUUGCGAUGUGUAGCGAACAUUUUAUUAUGAGAUUUUGUAUAGUUUCAGCUGAUUUUCAGCAUUAAAUUUUUAUUUUGGGCUAAUAUGCACAUAUGACAUGUACGUAUUUUACAUAUGAAGUUUGGAAAAUAUGUCAAACAGUAGACAGGCUGACGAGAAGUGCCUGAAUCCUCAAUCAAUUUUCCUUUUAGCGUAAGAAAGAGUGGAUUUUAUAAAUAGUGACCCGAAACAUCUGGACUUAAAUCAUGCUCCAUCACCCACUCCUUCGUCUGCUACUGCUUCUGCUGCUGCUCCUUCAGGCAGCCUCGAGCACCCUAGUUACUGAAGAAGCGCCCCUGGCGGCCGUGUAUGUCGUGAGAGGGGAGACGGUGCGGCUGCCCUGCAACUUAAUAUCGGAACCUGAGGACCCGGUGAUAUUGGUGCUUUGGUACAAGAACGGCACAAAGACUCCAGUUUACAGUGUGGACUCGAGACCGAGAGGUCAGCAGAAGGGCGGUCAAAGUUCACGGUCUUCGGAUUUCUUCCGCGGCCGGGCGGACAUCCGCAAGCAGGGCGGGUGGAACUGGACCCUAGUGGUGCGUGAGGCGGAGUUCAGAGACCAGGGGGAGUACCGCUGCCGGCUCGACUUCCAGUCUUCGCCCACACACAACGCCAGAAUCUUCUUGCACGUUGUUGAUCUUCCACAGCAGCUGCGCAUCUACAGUCCCGGGGGUGCGCUGGUGGACGGAGUGGCGGUGGUGCAGGAGGGCCACCCUCUCACCCUCUCUUGUAGAGCCACAGGAGGUCACCCGCUGCCUAACGUGACUUGGUGGUCGGGGCCGACACUAUUGGACGCCGAGGUGGAGGAGCGGCAUACGGGCGCCAGGCCCUCCGUCGACACGCCCUUCGAUACGCCCUACGCCGCGCCCGCCGCGACGCCCGCCGCCACCGCCUACGCCACCAAUAUCUUGCGGCUAGCGGCGGUUACCCGCGCCCACAUCGCUCAAAACAUCACCUGUAGGGCGGCCAACACGCCCGUGCUGGCCGCCCUCAGCGCCUCCGUCAUGCUGAGAGAGAUAGACUCCGAGCUGAGGGUGGAGAUGCAGGCGCCUACGGGGAAGCUGUCUGGAGGUCGCCAUUACGACAUGAGGUGUGAAGCCUCCGGGGUGAGGCCCCCACCUGUCCUCACCUGGUGGCUCCGAGGACAACACCUCACACACAACAUCCACGUGGACUAG